Molecule: messenger RNA, 2730 nt
Organism: Leucoraja erinaceus (little skate)
Lineage: Eukaryota; Metazoa; Chordata; Chondrichthyes; Rajiformes; Rajidae
Gene: smg5
Product: SMG5 nonsense mediated mRNA decay factor
Biological process (GO): nuclear-transcribed mRNA catabolic process, nonsense-mediated decay
Cellular component (GO): telomerase holoenzyme complex
Molecular function (GO): protein binding; telomerase RNA binding; telomeric repeat DNA binding
Source: RefSeq, a predicted model, not a curated record
GAGGCCCCGACACUGUCCCACGGGGACCCACCCGGCCCCGGACCCGCCACCGGCCGCAGACAUGAACCAUCCCGACCCUGACGGCGAAACCGAGGGUGAAUCUGACGCCAAACUCCUGCACACAAAGCGGUUGUACCGGGCCGUGGUGGAAGCAGUUCAUCGAUUAGAUGCAAUUGUCAGCAACAAGAUGGCGUACCGGGAAGUAUUCAAACCCGAAAACAUCAGCCUCCGCAACAGGCUGAGGGAGCUGUGUGUGAAGCUGAUCCUGCACGCUGUGGACUACGGUCGCAAGGCUGAGGAGCCCUUGGAGGAAGGUUACUACGAGGUCAUCCAGCCCUCCCUCCCCAACAAGAAGCACAUCCACAGCCGGAGUGCGCUAGAGUGUGCGUACCGCACCCACCUGAUCGCUGGCAUCGGCUUCUACCAGCACCUGCUGCUCUACGUCCAGUCUCACUACCAGCUGGAACUGCACAGCUCCAUUGACUGGACACACGUCACAGACCCCCUCAUAGGUCGGAGGAAACUGGUGACAGCUUCAGGCAAGGAAAUGGAAUGGGCUCAGAUGGCUUGUCACAGGUGCCUGAUGUACCUGGGAGACCUUGCACGAUACCAGAACGAGUUGUCGGGGGUGGACACGGAGCAGCUGGCCGAGAGGUUUUACCACCAGUCGCUGUCGGUGGCUCCUCACGUGGGCAUGCCCUUCAACCAGCUCGGGACCCUGGCUGGCAGCAAGUAUUACAACGUGGAUGCCACUUACUACUACCUCAGAUGGCACCUAUCGAGAGACAUCAAGCGUCUGUUGGUGAGUUUCAUGUACCUGCAGAGCCUGCUGCAGCCCAAACACAGCACGUCGGAGGUGGAGGUGACAUCAAUCUGCCAGUCUGUGCUGGAGGAUUUCAACCUGUGCCUCUUCUACCUCCCGUCCUCUGUCGGUCAGAGCGGCUGCAGUGAGGAGGAGGAGGAAUAUGAGCGAGGAUUCGGCUUCCUGCCCGACCUGCUGGUCUUCCACAUGCUCCUCAUCUGCCUCAUGAGUGUGCACAGCCUGAAGAAGACAGGUAUGAAGCAGUACAGCGCGGCCAUCGCCUUCACCCUGGCCCUCUUCUUCUCCCACCUGGUCAAUCACGUCAACAUCCGCCUACAGGCCGAGCUGGAGGAAGGAGAAAAACAGCGUGCCCACCCUGCAGCCCGACCCCCCAGGGAUGUGCCGGAGGGCCCAGCCCUUCCCCCGCAGGCCCCGGAUCAGGAGGGUCCGGAUGGGGCAGCGAGCCGGCUGGCAAACGGUGCCACGGGGGUCGUCAAGGGCCGGGGCAAGAAGUACCCACGUCUGUGCCAGCUCCGACGGCGGAGACAACGACAGCGUGGGGAGGAGAGUGAUCUGAGCGAGGGUUUUGACUCGGACCCCAGCGAGGACUCUGCCAAGGACAGCGAGGGGUCUGACUCCGGCUCAGAGCCCAGUGAGGAGGAGGAGCAGGCUGCCUUCGACAUGGAGUCAGACUCCGAUAUGAACAGCCAGGAGUCCCGGUCCGACCUGGGUGACAUUGAGGAGGAGCCUGGGCCUGGGCCUGGGCCUGGUCCCACCGAGGGAGGGGCCCCGCAACAAGGGGGGACCCAGGACACAGGCGCCCCGACACCCCCUCCAACGGCCCGGGGCCUCCCAACGACCUGCCAUCGCCAGCAACCUGCAUGCCCUCUCCCUCACAGAUGUUCAGCCCCAAGAGAUGCUUCCUUUUUUGCCCCCUACAUUCGGGCGCAACUUCCUGGUCAUAAGCUCCCCCUGAAACAGCCGGCCCCCACCGAACCCUGGCCCCGACAGGCCCGGUGGUUUGAACGGGCUGGUCCAGCCCCUACGAGCAACGAUCACCGACCCCCCGUGUGGGGGUCCAGCACCACGCUCACCGUCCUGUCUCUUGCAGAGCUCGCAGAGUUCUGUGGAACGCCCUGUCGCGCGCCCUUCGCACCACUGUCCCGGCACCCACCAGCCUGGAGGUGUCGCAGUUGGAGGGCAGCUGGCAACAGCCAAGGAGCCAGUCCCACCUUGUCUCAGUACAUCAUCCCCAACACACAGGCCAUCUGUCAGCAGCUGCCCAACAUCAGGCACCUGGCCAGCAGUAGCCGCUUCAUCAUCAUCAUCCCCCGCAAAGGACGGUCUGGUCUCUGUAACAGGUACAUCCGUUGUCAGCGCGAAACUGGGCGCUCUGUGGACAGACACAAGCUGAAGCGACACGACCUGGACGCGUGGCACUUGUACAAGAUCCUGGACAGCUGCAAGCAGCUGACGGUGUCCCAGGGCAGUGGGGAAGAGGAGGUGGCCGGAAUGGUGACCAUCCUGACAGACUUCUCCCCGGAUGACCCCAGCACUCUCUCCAGUAACGUGCAGGCUGCGUUGCAGGCCGCACACAGCUCGGGUGUGGAUGUGAGGAAUGUCCAGGAUUUCUACAAACAGUGGAAGGAGAUGGGCUGAUGUUGGAGGCUGCGACGAGAGUGUUCGUACACAAACACAGGGCCGACUGGCUCGGCGGCGCCGCCCGGUGGAAGCUCGUGGGACUGCCAUGGUGUUCACCGUCACCUCACGGGCCCAAUAUUCGUGGCACCCGUGUGGGGAACAUUAUAAACAGCGCACCACCCAGACCACACACUCAUGGCUUUAGACACACGCACACGUACACACACACGCGUACACACACACACGCACACACAUGUACACACACACACACACACACACACACACAC